UAUGUACACGUACUUGCCGUACAGCAAAGGUGGCUCCCAGAUGGUGAAGAUCGCCUUAUGGACACCAGCUCACGGUUUCAAACACCUCUCUUCUGUCUCCUUUUUCCAGGACAAAUUCCAAAAGUUUGUUGUUCCAAAUAACUGUUAAAAUCUAAAUAUUAAUUUUCUUAUUUCUCAUUAAUAUUUACUUUUAAUAACUUAUUCGCAGACUUUGAAUAUUGAGAAUUCUCAGAAAUCUUGCUCAUAGCGUUUUCGCUAAAUACUAUUGCAAUGGACGUUUUUAAAGUUUCUACGGUGCCAAGGUGAACGUGACAUCCGGACCCUUCAUGCCUUACUGGGACGAGGAAGAGGUGCUGGCCGCUGACGGUUCCAAGACAAUCGUGUACCGUGGCUCUGACUACCGCAUGGUGGAUGCUAUUGCCUCGGCUCUAAAUUUUACUGUCCGCGUCCUUCCGACGUCAUCGUGGACUGAGGUAACAAGACUGGUGGAGGAGAAGAUUUCACUGAUAUCUCCAAUUCUUCAUGGUAUCCUGCCUGAGCGCGUUGAAAAAUUUGACUUCACUUACUUAUAUGAGAAUGCAUAUUCGUCAUUUGGCAUGGCUAAACCCGGCCUGGAGCCUCGAUGGAAAAGCAUUUACUAUCCUCUGUCUACUGCAGUGUGGUCAGCAAUGGUUGGGCAUGUUGUCUUCUUGCCAUUCCUUUUGUGGCAGCUCAUUCGUGCAGGACAUGAUAGACACCUAAACGUGGGCGUGGGGGCAGUGUUCCAGGACAUGGUGGGGAUGCUGCUCGGCCAGAACCUUCCCCGCAGGCUGUCCUAUACCUCCUCCAGCAGGGUUCUGGUGGCUGCCUGGCUGGUGUUCGCCCUUAUUCUCGGGCUGGCCUACCGCGGCAACCUGACUGCCUCUCUCACCCUGCCCAAGUAUCCACCGCGCCCAGAGACACUCAAGGAAAUCGUCGACAGUGUUGACAUGUAAUGUGUGCCGGUAAUUGUUUUGUACGUUCAGGGCCGAAAAGAAAUUUAUCCUGCUUUAGAAGUACAAUAGAUAUUAAACAAA
Scylla paramamosain (green mud crab) is the source of this 1055-nucleotide messenger RNA. RefSeq lists its product as uncharacterized. Gene Ontology annotation, molecular function: ligand-gated monoatomic ion channel activity. Gene Ontology annotation, cellular component: membrane. The coding region runs from base 327 to 974 and encodes 215 amino acids. NCBI's taxonomy places the organism in Eukaryota, Metazoa, Arthropoda, Malacostraca, Decapoda, Portunidae. The record is from RefSeq and is a predicted model, not a curated record. The transcript has 3 exons.